This is a messenger RNA of Dissoconium aciculare CBS 342.82, 3070 nucleotides long. Its product is annotated as ARM repeat-containing protein. Gene Ontology annotation, biological process: protein import into nucleus. Gene Ontology annotation, cellular component: nuclear membrane; cytoplasm. Gene Ontology annotation, molecular function: small GTPase binding. Lineage: Eukaryota; Fungi; Ascomycota; Dothideomycetes; Mycosphaerellales; Dissoconiaceae. Bases 1 to 2937 code for a protein of 978 amino acids. The transcript has 2 exons. The record is from RefSeq and is a predicted model, not a curated record.
AUGGCUACCACGGCUGCGAUGAAUGGCAACCAACAGGCCUUUGCGCCGGUCCUGGCAGCAUUGGCAACCAUGUCCAGCACCGGCAACCGAGAUCAAAAGAGCCAGGCGCAUACAUACCUCGAGGGGUUCCAGAAAUCACCCGAAGCGUGGACGUCGACUUUUGCGAUUCUUCAAUCAUCAGAUGCAACGGACGAGGCCAAGCUAUUCGCGGCAACGACGUUGAAGGGAAAGAUAAUCUUCGACCUCCACCAAAUACCAAAGGAGGCGCUACCACAGCUCCGAGACAGCCUCCUCUCAGUCGUCGCCUUAUAUUCUGGCGGACCAAAACCUAUCCGUACGCAACUAAGCGUCUGUCUAGCCAACCUUGCUAUUCAGAUGCUGGAAUGGAAGAACGUACUGGAGACGAUCAUGGGCACGCUCGGGAGCAGCCCGGCAGGAAUCACUUGUGUGUUGGAAUUCCUGCACGUCUUGCCAGAAGAAGUUACCGAAGGUCGCAAAAUCAAUCUGUCCGAGGAUGAUUUGCGGGCGCGGACAACAGAGUUGCUCGAGAACAAUGGGCCAACAGUGGUGCAAUUACUGACCCAAUACGCGCAAUCUUCUCCAGAGGCCUUGAAGAAUCCGCUGCUGAUGGACUGCAUCACAUCAUGGAUCCGAGAAGUCCCCGUGUACGACAUUGUCAACUCUCCGUUGCUAGAUGUUGUAAUGGCUGGCGUACAGAGCGACACUUCCUUCGACGCCGCUGUCGAGACUAUGUGUGCCAUGUUCAAGGAGACACGAGAAGCAGACGAGAACAUCAACACGAUCAAGAUUUUGUUCCCGAAGCUUGCGACACUGCUUCCUCGAAUCAAGGCAUCUGCAGAUGAGGAAGACUGGGAAACACUCAAAGGUGUCACACGAGUCUUUGCCGAAGCCGGUGAAGCAUGGGUCGUCCUAGUGGUACGAGAACCGGCUCAGUUCCGCGCCUUGGUCGAAUCCGUCCUGCAGUGCUGCCUUUACGAUAAGGAGCGCGAAGCUCUUUCGCAAACCUUCAAUUUCUGGUUCGAACUCAAACAGCUGAUUACGCUCGACCGAUACAUGGAAGCACGGAUACAGUAUGUCGACGUCUUCUCGAAAUUAGUCGACGUUCUCAUUGGACAUCUCCAAUACCCAGUAAGCGAAACUGGAAAUGAAGCCGAUCUAUUCGAUGGCGACCGAGAAGCCGAGGACCGGUUCCGCGAAUUCCGCCACGAAUUGGGAGAUGUACUCAAGGACUGCUGUGAAGUCAUUGGAGUCACGGAAUGCUUGAGAAAGAGCUACGAUCUGAUUGAAAAAUGGGUCGCCGAAUUUGGUCCGCAAGCAGGCAAUGGCAAUGUUCCCUCGUGGCAAAAGCUUGAAGCGCCCUUGUUCAGCAUGCGGGCGAUGGGUCGUCAAGUAUCCAAGGACGAAAACAUCAUGCUGCCACAACUGAUUCCUCUGAUUGUCCAGAUUCCCGACCAGGAGAAGGUCCGCUUCCAAGCGGUCAUGGCCUUGGGACGUUACACUGAAUGGACUGCUCAACAUCCUGAGACCCUCCAAGAUCAGUUCAACUUCAUAUUGGCGGCAUUCCAACAUCCAUCCUCAGAAGUCGUCAAGGCUGCAGCGUUAAGUCUCCGAUUCUUCUGUAAUGAUUGCGCAGAUCUGCUCAAGGGAUACAUGCCGCAGCUGCAGCAAUUUUACGAGGCAAAUCUCGACGCCCUCCCGCACACCAGCAGAGAGGAAAUCACAGAGGGUGUAGCGGCGGUAGUGGCAAGACAGCCACUGGAGACGCUCUACGAUUCUAUGAAGCUUUGCUGCGACCCCAUCGCGAAGAGACUUGUAGCUAUGGGUCAGAACGCCAGCGACAAGGAGCAGAAGAUAGCGAUUGCCGACUAUGUCGGUCUCUUGACCAUCUUCAUCGAAUACGUCACUCCGUAUGUCGAGCCAUCGAAGCCUCACCCUGCUGUGCAGUACUGUGCCGAAGUCUUCCCAAUGUUGGCAGCAUUGGCAGAGCGCUUCAUCGACUUUGUGCCCAUCGUGGAACGGACAUGUCGAUGCUGGCGCUACAUGGUCCUCUCGUACCGCGUCCACGCUGCUCCACUUCUGCCACAACUGGCUGAGAAGCUCAGCGCCGGAUUCACCGCAAGCCGACAGGGAUGCUUCCUCUGGGCGACCGAUAGUAUCGUGCGAGAGUUCUCCGACGUAUCAGACUACGUGUCCCGUGACACAACCGACAACAUUUACAUGUUCUACGAACAACAAGCCACCACCUUCCUCCGCGCAUUGAACGACCUCCCCCCCGAAGAUCUCCCCGACGUGAUCGAAGACUUCUUCCGCCUCAGCACCGACGUCCUCCUCUACCACCCAAACAAGCUCCUCGCCAGCAAUCUCAUGGAGCCCGUCCUCUCCGCCGCCUCCACCUCCCUCACGCUCCUCAAAGUCGAACCGCUAAUGGCGACCCUGCACUUUCUCCGCGACUUCCUCGCCUACGGCGGCGACGAAGCCCCCUCGCCCGCCUUCGACGCCACCGACGGCACCUACCAACUCCGCCCGAACCCGCCGCAGAUCAAGCAGACCGUGCACGCGCACAUCACGAGCCAAGGCGGCUCGCUCGUGCAACGCUGCAUGACCGGCAUGAUGUACAGCUUCCCUCCCGACUGCAUCCCGGACGCCUCCGGCGUGCUCCUGGCCCUGUUCGAGCUCGUGCCGCGCGACGUCGCCGUCUGGGUCGCGCAGACGGUCAACCUGCUCCCCGCGGGCAGCCUCGCCGCCGAGGAGAAGGACCUCCUCCUCCGUCGCGUCGGCGAUCUGGUGGACAAGGGCGAGAACCGGAAAAUCCGCACCCUGCUGCAGGACUUCACGGGCAGUUAUCGGCGGAGGAACGUCGCGCCGAGGGAGGGCCUGGGUGGGUUGGAGGGGGGAAAGUUUAGGUUCAAGGGAUGAGCGGGGUUUUUUCCUCGUUGCGAAAGAGGUGGGGGCGAAGGGGAGUGCUUUUAGAUCGAGUUUUUGGGGGUGGGGGCUUUAUCCGUCGUUGGUGCAUCGAGAGGUGAUAUCCAUGGCGAUCGUGUGCGAAGGG